GAAGAGCAAGUCACAACCGCCCCGGUUUAAGGCUGAGUUCUAACGUUAGCUUCAAAACAACACCCCGCUAACCUGUUUUAUUAUCACUAUUUCAAUACCUGACAGCAAGGCCAUCUUUCUGAGCUUCUCUCUACGAGUUUUGAAAGAGAAGCUGCCGUCAACGUGGCGGCUUUAUAUCUCAUAAAAUCCCAACAAGCUGCUGACCGGCUGCUAGCAGGGACACUGCCAGCGGUUGAGCGACAACAAAGAGCCUGCAGCUGCACACUGACAGGGGAGCUCACAGGGGAGCUCACAGGGUUGGACUGGGACUUUACUUUAAGCAGGCUGACAUGACGGGGGUGGCCUCUCCGGAGAAGGCGUCAAGCUCCAAGAAGAAGAGCGAGAGGAAGUGUGCCACCAAAGAGGAGUACAGACAGCUGUCUAGCAUCAUGGGAGUCAUGAACAACCUGAGGAAACAGGGUACCCUCUGUGAUGUGACCCUGGUGGUUCAGGGGAAACACUUUCCUGCCCACAGAGUAGUGUUGGCUGCUGCCAGCCACUUCUUCAGCCUCAUGUUCACCACCAGAAUGAUGGAGUCGAUGUCUCACGAGGUGGAGCUCAGGAGUGCUGAGCCUGAGAUCAUUGAGCUGUUGAUUGAAUUUAUCUACACAGCUCGGAUCUCGGUGAACAGCAGCAACGUCCAGUCGUUGCUGGAUGCAGCCAACCAGUACCAGAUUGAGCCUGUGAAGAAGAUGUGUGUGGAGUUCCUUAAAGGACAGAUUGAUGCAACAAACUGCCUUGGUAUUUCCGCCCUGUCAGACUGUAUGGACUGUCCCGAGCUGAAGGCAGCAGCAGAGGACUUCUUCCAGCUCCACUUCACCGAAGUCUACAAACUGGACGAGUUCCUGCAACUUGACGUCACACAGCUCACACAUCUGCUGCACCAGGACAAGCUCACUGUUCGUGCUGAGGCCCAGAUUUAUGAUGCUGCAGUGCGCUGGCUGAAGUACGAUGUGUGUAACCGGCAACAGUACAUGGUGGAGGUGUUGGGGUGCGUUCGCUUUCCUCUGGUCUCCAAAACCUUCCUCUCCAAGACAGUGCAGGCUGAGCCCCUCAUCCAGGACAACCCACAGUGCCUCAAGAUGGUUAUCAGUGGGAUGCGCUACCACCUGCUGUCCCUGGAGGAUAGGGAGGAUCUGGGAGAGAGCAGCCGACCCCGACGCAAGAAGCACGACUACCGCAUCGCUCUGUUUGGGGGCUCCCAGCCUCAGUCCUGCCGUUACUUUAACCCCAAGGACUCCAGCUGGACAGACAUCCGCUGCCCGUUCGAGAAGCGCCGGGACGCCACAGCUGUCUUCUGGGACAACGUGGUCUACAUCCUGGGUGGCUCACAGCUCUUCCCCAUCAAACGCAUGGACUGCUAUAACGUCCUGAAGGACAGCUGGUACUCCAAGCUGGGUCCGCCAACACCUCGUGACAGCCUGGCAGCCUGCGCCGCCCAGGGCAAGAUCUACACAUCUGGAGGGUCAGAAGUGGGAAGCUCUGCCCUCGACCUUUUCGAAUGCUACGACACAAGAACAGAGUCGUGGCAGGUGAAAACCAGCAUGCUGAUGGCUCGCUGCAGCCACGGCUCAGUGGAGGCCAACGGGCUCAUCUACGUCUGCGGAGGAACGGUGGGCAACAACGUGUCCGGCAGGGUCCUCAACAACUGUGAGGUUUACGACCCCAACACGCAACAAUGGAGGGAGCUUUGUGGGAUGAGAGAGGCCAGGAAGAACCAUGGGGUGGCAGUGGUCAACAACAGGAUCUAUGCUGUUGGAGGGCAGGGGGCACUGGGUGGACUGGACUCAGUGGAGUAUUACGACAUUGCCAGUAACGAGUGGCGCGCUGCCUCUGCAAUGCCGUGGCGAGGCGUAACGGUGAAGUGCGCAGCGGUCGGUGACGUCAUCUAUGUCCUAGCGGGAUUCCAAGGUGUGGGACGUCUCGGACAUGUCCUGGAGUACCACACUGACGCUGACAGGUGGGUGACUUGCAGCAAGGUGCGAGCGUUUCCCGUCACCAGCUGCCUGAUCUGCGUGGUCGACACGUGUGGAGUUAAUGAAGACGAAGACAUGGACCUCAUAGACUCUCAGUCACACGCUGCAGCCGCUGCCUCUUCAUCUGCCCCAACCUCAUCAUCCUCAUAGGACGAGAGAUUUAGUGUAUAUUAAGAGUUGAUGUUUGGUGAAAGUCGACUACGGAGAUGAUUUACAUAACACAAGGCCUGAGUUGUCUUCUUUUACUACGUCCAGCAGUCUGUUUAACAUUUAACUUUGUCAGACAAGGGGACUUUUAAUAACAGAGGAUUGUUAGGUUACUCAGACUGGCUUAAUAAUUUUAUUAAAUGUUUUUUGUCUUUCUUUUAAAAACUUUUUUUCUUAACAUUGUAAUGUUCUUUUUGCAGAGUGUAGAUAUAUUGCAUUUAUCUGGUUAUGUUGUGUAUAUAUUUAUAUGGGUGCUUUGGUAACACACUGAAACUUACAGCUGGACACUACAGAGAAUGAGUAAACAUUUUAUUCUCAGUCAUAUGUGGUUACAAGUAAAAAUUUGCUGAACGUGACCAUUUAAAAAAAACAGGAAGUUGAUUUAUAUAUUUUAAUAUACAAAGAAGAGUAAACAUGAGCACCAAAUUCAUUAUCGUAUUAAGGCAAAUAUUAAAAUGGCAUAAGAUUUCAUGAGUUGCUCAUUAAGAAUGACACUAGCUGCCAUACCACUGUAUGAUGGGGAGACAAUUGAAGUGCAUCUGCUGGCCUGGAGAUGAUAAAAUAAGACGUCUCUACAUUCACUGUUUAAAUCUUGUGUUAGUAUAAAGAGUAAAAGUGUUAUGUUUAACUGUUGCAAUGACAUUACUUUAAUAAAAGCGCUUAUAAAUCUGCUAAAA
Molecule: messenger RNA, 2899 nt
Organism: Morone saxatilis (striped sea-bass)
Lineage: Eukaryota; Metazoa; Chordata; Actinopteri; Moronidae
Gene: klhl7
Product: kelch-like family member 7
Exons: 12
Coding region: 330-2165 (611 amino acids)
Biological process (GO): protein ubiquitination
Cellular component (GO): Cul3-RING ubiquitin ligase complex
Molecular function (GO): protein binding
Source: RefSeq, a predicted model, not a curated record